Hordeum vulgare subsp. vulgare (domesticated barley) is the source of this 1059-nucleotide messenger RNA. Its product is annotated as GDSL esterase/lipase At5g03610-like. Bases 1 to 1059 code for a protein of 352 amino acids. The record is from RefSeq and is a predicted model, not a curated record. The transcript has 6 exons. NCBI's taxonomy places the organism in Eukaryota, Viridiplantae, Streptophyta, Magnoliopsida, Poales, Poaceae. Gene Ontology annotation, molecular function: hydrolase activity, acting on ester bonds.
AUGAAGCUCCUUCCGACCGUCUUCCUUCUCCUCCUCGUGUUCCUUGCAUUAGAUGAUGCUCGGGUGGAGGCCCGAGGAACACCCAGGGCUCGGGGGUCAAGACACCAAUGGUCCAGCAUGUUCGUCUUCGGCGACGACUUUGUCGACAACGGCAACGUUCCGGACAUCACUGGCGAAAAGACUUCACGGCAGUGGAGCUACCCGUAUGGCUCCUACCGCAACUCUAGUUGGUCUGGCGUUCCUGUUCCAACAGGACGCUUCUCCAACUACCGGAUGCAAUCAGAUUUUAUCGGUAUGUUUACUAUUCUAGAUGUUGGGCCUCCAUCCUACGAGCAAACAUCAGAUCAAUCUUGUGACUCGUCUGGCAUGACCUUCGCUGUUGGUGGCGCUGGUGUCUUCAAGGUAGCGGCGAACAAAGUGCGGACCCUUGCCGCACAGGUUCAAGCUUUCAAGAGGCUAGUCAACGACGGAGUCAUCGAAACACGACAGCUUCACCACUCCGUCGCGCUCAUCGCCAUCUCCGGCAAUGACUACAUGAGCGGCUCCGACGCCAAUAACGGCUUCUACUCAAGCUUCGAUGAUCUCGAUACUUACAUGGGAAACGUGGUGACCGAGAUCCUAGAUAAUGUGGCGCAGCUGCAGACGCUUGGGGUGAGGAAGACUAGCUCCAACAACUAUACCACGUGUGACCUUCUCGGCAAUUAUGGCGCAUCCGUGCACAACAAGUAUCUAAAGCAGAUGAUUGGUGAAAGGGACAACGUCCACAUACUGGACCUCUACACUGCCUUCACCGACAUCGUGAAUCAUGCCCCUGGUGAAGGGUCAGAUCGGUCCAAGGAUUUCAAGCGCAAGCUGACCCCGUGUUGCGAGAGUUCCUAUAAGGGAGGAUACUGUGGAAAGCUUAGCAGUUCAGGGAAGCACCUCUAUGACCUGUGUCAGAAUCCUGACAAGAGGUUCUACUGGGACGAGACACACCCCACACAUGCUGGGUGGGAGGCUGUAAUGGAGGCGCUGGAGCAACCUUUGAUGGAAUUUCUCGAUCAAGACUACGUUAGAUGA